UAUUCUCGGUGCAGUUUAGGGUCGGAAUGAGGCUGUCGCUGCUGCUCCGCCAGGGCUUUGACUUCUCCGGCCGGGAGGUGGCUCACUGGUUCCCGGGGCACAUGGCCAGAGGUCUCAAACAGAUGAAGGCCAGACUCCGGAGCGUCGAUUGUAUAAUGGAAGUCCAUGAUGCCAGAAUCCCUUUGUCUGGACGGAACCCCAUUUUCCGGGAGAGUUUGGGAGUGAAACCUCAUCUGCUCGUACUCAACAAAAUGGACCUGGCGGAUCUCGCCCGGCAAAACGAGGUCUAUGGACAGCUGAAGAAACAAGGAGUAGAGAAGAUCAUUUACACCGACUGCACCAAGGACGAGAACGUUAGGCAGAUUGUGCCAGCAAUCACAGAGCUGAUUGGAUCGGGACCCAGGUUCCAGAGAACAGAGAACCUAGAGUCCUCCAUUUUGGUUGUUGGCGUCCCCAAUGUGGGAAAAUCGUCCCUGAUAAACUCUUUGCGAAGGCUCCAUCUUAAGAAAGGUAAAGCUUCCCGAGUUGGGGCAGAGCCAGGGAUCACCCGCGCCGUCCUUUCCAGAAUUCAGGUGUCAGAGGAGCCUCUCCUGUACCUCCUGGACACGCCCGGUGUUUUGUCCCCCCGCAUUGAGUCCGUUGAGGCAGGGAUGAAGCUUGCAUUAUGUGGUACAAUUCUUGACCAUUUGGUUGGAGAAGACAUAAUGGCUGAUUAUCUUCUCUACACACUAAACAAACAUGAGCAGUACAGGUACGUUGAAAAGUACAGCCUGGACGGCCCGUGCCCUGACGUUGAGACUCUACUUAAAAGGAUAGCCCUGAAAUUAGGCAAGACCCAGAAGGUGAAGGCCAUCACUGGGGUUGGUGACGUGACUAUGACCGUGCCGAAUUACCACGCGGCCGCUUACGACUUCAUACGAUCGUUCCGAAGAGGUGAACUUGGAAGAGUGACUCUGGACUGAAAUAAUGGCCGGGCGUCUCUAACGCGAGAAGACGACUCGACUACCAAGAUGGUCCUCUGUCUGCACCAUUGUCUUCCAGG
This is a messenger RNA of Spea bombifrons (plains spadefoot toad), 1042 nucleotides long. It is a transcript of the gene MTG1, whose product is annotated as mitochondrial ribosome associated GTPase 1. Gene Ontology annotation, cellular component: mitochondrion. Gene Ontology annotation, molecular function: GTPase activity; GTP binding. The transcript is spliced from 11 exons. The record is from RefSeq and is a predicted model, not a curated record. Lineage: Eukaryota; Metazoa; Chordata; Amphibia; Anura; Pelobatidae. Bases 27 to 962 code for a protein of 311 amino acids.